Myxozyma melibiosi is the source of this 1601-nucleotide messenger RNA. Its product is annotated as DASH complex subunit Ask1-domain-containing protein. The coding region runs from base 25 to 1512 and encodes 495 amino acids. The record is from RefSeq and is a predicted model, not a curated record. Gene Ontology annotation, cellular component: mitotic spindle pole body; DASH complex; mitotic spindle. Gene Ontology annotation, biological process: attachment of spindle microtubules to kinetochore. The transcript is spliced from 2 exons. Lineage: Eukaryota; Fungi; Ascomycota; Lipomycetes; Lipomycetales; Lipomycetaceae.
CCUUCACCAACCACCAACAUCAACAUGGACCGCAGGACCCAGUCGCUCGACCCGCGCAAAAGCAUCCGGGCGCCGCGGCCGUCGAUUGCGUAUACUUCGCGAACAAGCACGACGGCGGCCUCUGCUGCCUCGCUCCGUGCGCCUGCGCAGGCGCCGAUGUCGGUGCCGCGCUCGUUGACGGAGGAGCUCGAGAAGAUCGAGCAAAGCAUCACACUUACUUUGCAGGAGAUUGAUCAUAAUUUCAGUACGUCGCAUAGGAUUAUUACUUCUGCGAUCUUGCCGAUCGUGGAGCAGUAUGCGGUGCAAUCGCAGGCGGUGUGGCAGUCGUCAAAGUUCUGGAAAGAGUUUUUCGAGUCUAGCGCAAACGUCUCGCUGGCCGGCUAUGAAGAGCUCAACACAGAAGACGGACAGCAGGCCCAGCCAGAUCAGUACCAGAACCAGACUGCGGAAGCUAGUCAGAUUGACACCGACGAGUAUUCGGCAACGAUGGACUAUGACUACAACACGGAGGUCAAAACACCGGGUCAGAAUUAUGAUGGUGAACGGGAUGAGGAUAUCUCUUCAGCGGGGAAUAUGACUGGUGUUGAUGACGAUGAAUCGUCGUUUGUGGCAUAUGUUGGAACUCAGCAGCAGCAGCAGCAGCAGCAGCGACAACAGCAACAAUCUCGCGCGCCCAACCCAGCACCAGAAGCACGAAGCGGAAUCGCCCGGUUCAAAUAUGACGACGAAGAAGAGCUAGAGAUAGAAGCCACCUUAGCCGGCGCCACGCAAUUCAUCAAGUCUUUGAAUCUCGACAGCCAAUCCACCCCACGCGCAGUUCUCGCCGAACGCUCGAAUAUCGUGAACGCCUCUGAGGCUCCUGGCGCACAUCCUUCGUCUCGUGCCCAGAAUGCGGGCGGUAUGCAGUGGGCCGAUAUGGUUUCUCCGUUUGAGGAGAUGCGGUCUGAGCUCAAGGGAAUCACACACGCGAAUGGCUCGUUUGAUAGUACGAAUUCGAUCAUCCCCGUGCCGCAGGUCACCUCUUACGGCGAGGACGAGGACGAUCUAUCGCUGUCUCCGCCAAAGCAGUCAAUCACGACCUCCAUACCCAACAAGACAGCAGCGCUACCCCGGACUCCAAAUCGCUACGCGUCCAGACCUGCAAACUCCACAAUCGAUGAAGAAGACUCAGCCGCCUUCCACACACCCGAAUCCUCCCCGUUCUCUCCCUACGCGGGCAUGCGUGCGCCCGGCUCGGUCACAAACUACAACCGCACCUACACAGGUGGCAAUCAACAGCAAAACGUGCUGCUGCACCGCGUGCUGGAUCGGAAAUGGGGCAUCCAGGCCACGCCGAAGCAACCCAAGCUUCCAUCGCACAGACAGGCGGCGCAGCUGGCGAAGCUGGCGACGCCAAAGAAUAAUCACCGCGCGAUGGAUUAUCAGACCAGGUUUGAUUCGUCGCCGAUGGAUUCGCCGCCCGCGGUCGCGCAUCUAAAUUCGAAUAUUUUUUCGUCACCGGAUAAGGAUUGAUGUAUAGUUUUUUGGGUGUUUCUGAGAGUUGUGUUUUCUCUAGUGUAAUGUAAUAAUAGUGAAUAAGAAGAUGUUUGAGAAAACUCCAA